Molecule: messenger RNA, 570 nt
Organism: Tetrahymena thermophila SB210
Lineage: Eukaryota; Ciliophora; Oligohymenophorea; Hymenostomatida; Tetrahymenidae
Product: oxalate/formate antiporter protein
Exons: 7
Molecular function (GO): protein binding
Source: RefSeq, a predicted model, not a curated record
AUGAUAUAAUAGAUUAAAUAAUAUUAUAAUUUGGAAGAAUUUAAAAGCUCUUCACUUUUAUCUCAUUAGGUUCUCCAUAUUAAUUUGAGAAAUUAUUAAAUUGGUGCAAUUGGUGCAUCAGGCUUAGGUUCUGCUUUAGCAAAUUGCAUUAAUCUCUCAAAUUUGACACUUUACCUCCAGUCUAAUUAAAUUGGUGAUGAAGGUGCAUCAGGCUUAGGUCCUGCUUUAGCAAAUUGCAUUAAUCUCUCAAAUUUGACACUUAACCUUUGUAACAAUUAAAUUGGUGAUGAAGGUGCAUCAGGCUUAGGUUCUGCUUUAGCAAAUUGCAUUAAUCUCUCAAAUUUGACACUUAACCUCGGUAGCAAUUAAAUUGGUGAUGAAGGUGCAUCAGGCUUAGGUUCUGCUUUAGCAAAUUGCAUUAAUCUCUCAAAUUUGACACUUAACCUUUGUGACAAUUAAAUUGGUGAUAAAAGUGCAUCAGGCUUAGGCUCUGCUUUAGCAAAUUCAAUUAAUCUCUCAAAUUUGACACUUGAACUUUCGUAAAAAUAGUUUAUUUGUUUUGGAUUGUGA